Molecule: messenger RNA, 972 nt
Organism: Pieris brassicae (large cabbage white)
Lineage: Eukaryota; Metazoa; Arthropoda; Insecta; Lepidoptera; Pieridae
Exons: 5
Coding region: 84-794 (236 amino acids)
Source: RefSeq, a predicted model, not a curated record
CAUAUAAAACAAAGUUUCGUUUAAUCGAAUUUUAAGGUGCAAUAGCUACGUUAUAUUUUAGCGAACACAAAAUAAUUAUAAUAAUGGCGGGAAAAACAACAGAUCGCAAGAAAACCAAAGAUAAAGGGCCUACUAGUGAGGCGAGCGACAAUGCUGCCACUUUUACUCUACCCGAUUCUUUACCAUGCUCGGAAAUUGAGUUUCCUGUACUUAUAAAGAGGGUCAAUAAAGCAAAUUGGAAUCUUAUAGUUAGAGAGAGAGAGAAGGAGUUACAAGAAAUAGAAGAUAGCCGAGAAAGCAAAAAAGAGCCCAUAAUAAAACAGCCUUUUCUUAGAACCGAAACAGAUUACAUAAAAGAUCAAGUAUUUGUGUAUUUAAUACCAGCAUUGGAGGAAACACUUAAUAAAGCUAAAAUAUGGGAAGCGCUAAAAAUACAAAAAUGUUUUUUUAAUGGCAUUGACAAUAUUGCUCAGUUUCUGUGGAAUAAUAAUCCAAGAUAUCCCGAUCGUUUGUCAAGAAAAUGUCAUCUAUUCAACAUGCCAUGGGUUCGAAAACAGCUUCAAGAGAAGCCACGUCCAUACUACCCCAAAUCGUGGUUAUGGCCUGAGGAUUAUGCAGCUACGCUCAUACAAAAGACUGUCCGUCAGUACUUUGUACAGAGAGAGGACGAUGUACAGGAAAUGCGUGAUUUCUGGAGAAAACUCAACAUUGAACAAAACCUUCCCGAGAUGGAAACCAAUCCAUUUUUGGCUAAAAAGUUUGCAUCGUUGCAAACAUUUCAUAAAAAUAAUUGAACAUUUAUGUCAAUAAAACAGUUUAUUUAAAUAUCUACCAAAUAAUUACUAAAUUUAAAGCAGUAGCUAAAACUAUGUUGAUGUAAAAGUAGGAUUUUAUUUUAACUAAACAGAUCGAAACAAAAAUUAGGGACUUAUGAACAUAGUAACAAGUGCAUAGUAGACAAGGUGUUUUAGA